Messenger RNA from Marchantia polymorpha subsp. ruderalis, 2931 nucleotides. NCBI's taxonomy places the organism in Eukaryota, Viridiplantae, Streptophyta, Marchantiopsida, Marchantiales, Marchantiaceae. The record is from the annotation of a GenBank genome assembly.
AGGGGCCGUCGGAAGAAUCGAUGAGCGAAUUCUGCCAUGCCCUGGAGCGAGGGCAAGCCACAAGACGAGUUGCUUCUUCAGGCCGAUCGUCCUUUUUCGAGCGUUUAAGGGGCCUGUCAGAUGCAUCCCCGUACAGCACCGUAAUGAGCCCGAGUGCAAGCGGUGUUGCACGCUGAGCUUGCGACCUGAAGGCUGGAUGGAUGAUGCUGCGUGCUGAUGACUGUCUAGGCCCUCGCUCCGGACAGACGCUUUGGGCUGCGGUCGGUGGGCAAUCUAGGGGCUUCUUUCUAGCAGCAGGAGCCGUGGUGGGGGCCUGCGGUGGAAGGUCCUGCACACAUUAUGGAUAUGGGGUCUUCGGCCGGUGCUCGCUGGCCCGUGGCGUGGGGAGCUGCUUAUGAUCGACGACUCGGUGUUCGUUGCCUGCUUCUCGAGGUGCUUUCCACUCGCCGCGCGUUCAUGUCCAAUCUGUUUGCCUGUGCCAGGUUCUUUCUGGGUUGUCAUGGACGGGUGGAUGCCUGACUCGAUUGGCUCCACCGUUUCCGUCGAAUGGAAAUCAGGGCAACGCUGAAAUCCGAAGAAUGCCGGAUGCUGCUCAAGUCCAUCUUCUUCCUCGGUGAAUGUUAUACUCGUGAUGAACUUAGAAGAGGCUAAUUGGACAAGGAGAUCUACAACGAACUUACCAUACAUGGUUGGGUAUCAAGCGGUUGGGGCUGUCACUGGAGAUACCAAUUAUUUCGGUCGAAGGAAAUCAGGCGAUGUCGGAGAACCUUUAACUCCGACUCUCUUUCUUGGUGGAGCAUCCUCUUCACGUUGUCACGAGGGAGCUGGAGUCAAAACAACGACAAUUUUAUCUACAGUAAUAUGUUGACGAUGCUUCAUCUCUGUAGCAGAUGGUGAUGAGGUGGAGAAACUGACCUUCACUAGCUUACGAUAGAGUCAAUUUUGACGUUUGAUGAAGGAAAUAUCAGGUCAUCAACAAUCUGCUUGGAUGGAUAUGCCCGUGGUUAUAACACCUUUGAGCUCCGCCAGAGCAGUUCAUACAAACUGUGUAGAAAUUGUCAGGUCACUGGUGGGUGAUAAGAUGAUGUCAAGCGGUUGACAUGUUUUAUUAGAGGGCUAUCAGAGCGGGAGUCAGACCCACCUGUGUGAUAUCUUCUCUCCAUUUCUUCUGGUGCAAUGACUUCUCCUCGAAAUUUUUGCAGUCCAAAAUGAAAGCUUGUACCGAUGGCUGUGCCGAAAGUGAAAGAAGCCAUUGUCAGCAGUUCUACAAGAGGGAACAGGUUGAUAUUUCCUCCUGGAUCUGUGAGAUCUGUUGUCAAGGUUUUGCUUGUCUUAUGUCUUGUUCUCCUCGCGGCUUUCGUGGUGGUGACGUAUCCGAUUUGGGGAGCAGGACAGAUCCCAAACUUGCUGUUGGGAGUGUCGUUUGGAAGUUGGCGGGAAGACGUCGCCCGACAACAGAAUUCCAAGGAGAUACAGGUUGAGGAGGUCGGAAAUAGUGGGCCAAAGAGGUCUUUGUUCAAUGAGAGUUUUCUUGCUUUUGCUGCCAUCGAUCCUGCUGAAGAAAACGAGAAACGGAAAAUCAGGAUGAUUUUAGAUGGGAAGGUGGAGGACAUGCAGAAUGCACAUAACAAGUGGAAUUACCAGAGGAGAAUGGAUCACUAUGUGGAUCUAGAUCAAAAUCGAAGGAGAGUAAGGCCACGGUAUGAGAGCUGGUUGCUUCAGCUGCAAAAUCCCAAAUUUGCUGGAAGUUGGUUCAAAUUCCGACAGUUGUUGCAAAGCUGGAGCCGGUACAAACAUUACGAUCCUCUUGUGAUGCACGAACUCAUGCAGUUGGUGAAGAAGCCUAUCGACCAGUUUUACUCAGACAGAAAUGGUGGGCCUGUGGAGGAAGGUAAACGAUAUAAGACUUGUGCAGUUGUCGGUAACAGUGGGAUUCUGCUUAACAGGACAUUUGGUGACUUCAUUGACAGUCAUGCUAUGGUGAUGCGCCUCAACAACGCCAAGUUGCUUGGCUUCGAGAAACACGUAGGCACCAAGACUACUUUGUCCUUCGUCAACAGCAAUAUCUAUCAUGCCUGCUCCAGGAGACUGAAGUGUUUCUGUCAUCCAUACGGUGAGGUACCAUUGCUGAUGUACCUUUGUCAAGUACAACAUAUGAUGGAUGUAGCCUAUUGUGCUUCCAGUCACAAGACACCGGUGCUGGUUACUGAUCCCAGGCUAGACAAUCUCUGCUCCAGGCUAGUCAAGUGGUACUCUGUCAAACGUUACGUCGAAGCCACAGGCCAUUCAGUGAAGUCGUGGAGUAAACACCAUAACCUCGGAGAUUUUCACUACUCGUCAGGCUUUCAAGCCAUCGUUCUCGCUUUGGGGAUAUGCGAUAAAAUCAAUAUUUUAGGCUUCGGCAAAUCGCCAGAUGCAAAACAUCACUACCAUACCAAUCAAAAGGGAGAGCUUGACUUGCAUGAUUAUGCGGCAGAGUAUGUUUUCUACGACGAUCUGGUGCACAACAGAACUUCUACAAUUCCAUUUUUCAGCGAGGUCCCAGAUUUUAAGUUCCCGUCGGUUGAUGUUUUCUUGUGAUUCAUAAGCUGAUCAAAAUUUGGCUACAUUAAACACUUUGGCUUGCACAGUGGUAUUGUUGUAAUGGUACGAGUAUCUUGAUUGCAGUAUCAGCUGUGGAGAAUGACCGCAUGGAGCGGCAAUCCAGGUUGAUACUAUGGUCAUACUUUUUUAUGGAAGUGUUGGAGCAUUUCCUCGUUUCACUCAUACUACCAAGAUGUCAAGGGUUCAGAAACCCAAGUGUACAUAUUUGAAAGCGAAGAGUUACAGUCGCGGCCAAUAGCGGUUCUAUCAUUACUUCAUUGCUCUGUACUAUGCUGAAAAAUCGUAAUUUCACUUUCAUUUAUAUCAUCAUGAUUUUGAUGGUAAUCU